AUGUUUCGUUCGCUGCUUCUCCAACUUUUAGAAGGCUACCGCGAUCUCCAAACCGUGUUGGGUGACCCUGAUAUUGUUCCCCGUACUCAAAGAGGGUGCCCCUCGUUGAAUACCCUUAAAGACAUCUUCGCGGCCUCGGUUUCCCGCCUCGGCUCCCGCACAUUCACUUGUUUUGUCGACGCCCUUGACGAAUGCGACGAACAGCAGGUUCGAACUAUGGUUCAGGAUCUUGAGGAGCUGGCAGACGAGUCGAAAGAGAAGGGCCAAGUCCUCCGUAUCUGCUUCUCUAGUCGACACUACCCCUAUAUCAACAUACGACAUGGCAUACAUCUCACCCUGGAUGGCCAAUCCGGUCAUGUUAACGACUUGAACAACUACGUAAGGAGCCGCCUAGAUAUAAAGGACCCCAAGCUUGUCAAUGAGCUUCAAGGCCAGAUUCUAGAGAAAGCCGCCGGUGUGUUCUUGUGGGUAAUUCUCGUCGUCGAAAUUUCCAACAAGGAGAACGGAAGGGGCCGCCUGGCUCUUAAGAAGAGACUUGAAGCCAUCCCAGACGAACUGAGCGAGCUUUUCAAGAAUAUCCUGAGGCGAGAUAAUCAGAACAUGGAACAGUUGCUUCUGUGUGUCCUAUGGAUCCUAUUGGCGAAGCGGCCAUUGCGACCCAAGGAGUUUUAUCAUGCCCUGUGGUCUGGACUAUCUCCACAGGGUCUGGUCGAUGACGAAGUACCUGACGUAACCAGCCAAGACUCUGGCGAUACUUUCACUAGCUGUGUCGUCAGCUAUUCUAAAGGGCUCGCUGAGAUCACAAAGUCGAACCAGCCAGUUGUACAGUUCAUCCAUAAAUCAGUCCGAGACUUCCUCGUCAAAGAUAAGGGUCUCCAGGAAAUAUGGCCCGACGUUGGAUAUGACUGGGAGUGCUAG
This is a messenger RNA of Colletotrichum graminicola M1.001, 918 nucleotides long. RefSeq lists its product as uncharacterized. Bases 1 to 918 code for a protein of 305 amino acids. Lineage: Eukaryota; Fungi; Ascomycota; Sordariomycetes; Glomerellales; Glomerellaceae. The transcript has a single exon. The record is from RefSeq and is a predicted model, not a curated record.